This is a messenger RNA of Pecten maximus, 5299 nucleotides long. Its product is annotated as polyphosphoinositide phosphatase-like. The transcript is spliced from 23 exons. Lineage: Eukaryota; Metazoa; Mollusca; Bivalvia; Pectinida; Pectinidae. The record is from RefSeq and is a predicted model, not a curated record. Bases 100 to 2859 code for a protein of 919 amino acids. Gene Ontology annotation, molecular function: phosphatidylinositol-3,5-bisphosphate 5-phosphatase activity. Gene Ontology annotation, cellular component: intracellular membrane-bounded organelle. Gene Ontology annotation, biological process: phosphatidylinositol dephosphorylation.
GUGUGCCUUGAUCAGCGUCAACCAGAAGUUUUAUGUCACAGGACAGACGGUUUUUGUUUAUAUUUUGUCACUUGUUUCUUUAAUUUGAAGUUUCUACUUAUGGAAUGUCCCAUCAUUUCACGAAUACAGAAAGUCAUCCUCUAUGAGACGAAGGCAAGGUUCUACGUUGUGGGUUCAAACAAGACAGAAACAUGUUAUCGUGUCUUAAAAGUGGACAGAACGGAGCCAAAGGAACUGGUCAUCCAAGAUGACAAGGCAGAAUACUCCAUGGUUCAGAUCCGAAAUCUGUUGACAAUGAUCAAACAUGGUAACAUAAAUAAGGACUCUAAGCUAAAGGCUGGAGACUCACCUCUGGCCAAAUCUGUCUCAGCAUUUGGUAUAUUUGGAUUUGUCCGAUUUCUGGAAGGAUACUAUAUUGUGUUGAUAACAAAGCGCCGAAAGGCAGCAGUACUAGGACCACAUGUAAUCUACAAGAUUGAAGAUACAGCAAUGAUCUACAUCCCUAAUGACAAUAUUCGAUCGUCCAGUUACAGCUACUCUGAGGAACAAAGAUAUUUGAAGAUGUUUCAGAGCAUAGAUCUUUCAAGUAACUUCUACUUCAGCUAUAGCUAUGAUUUGACCCAUACGCUCCAGUAUAAUAUGACCACUGCGAUUGACCCUGUGACCUUAGGUCAGCCAGAGUGUACUGAAUCAACACCACCCUUGAAGGUCUGGGAACAAUCUGAGUCAGAAUCAAGGCAAAAAACAGCAGAGGAACAGAAAGUUGACUCUGAUAUGGGGCAAUCAGCAGAGACAAAUAAAAAGGAAGAAGUUAUAUAUGGUGUGCGGUCUGUGCCAGAGGAGAAAUAUGUUUGGAACCAUUUCCUUCAACGAAACUGUAAAGACAUAAUACACAGAGACUGGUUGAUUCUUGUUACACAUGGUUUUGUAGAUCAGCGCAAUAUUUGUGUUUACGGUAAACCUUUGUACCUGACUUUGAUUGCCAGAAGGUCAAAUCAAUUUGCUGGAACAAGAUUUUUGAAAAGAGGAGCUAACUGCAAGGGAGAUGUGGCCAAUGAAGUGGAGACGGAACAGAUCCUUCAUGAUGCAUCAAUCACUUUCCUAGAGAGGGCUAACAUCACUUCCUUUGUCCAGAUGAGGGGUUCUGUUCCUCUCUACUGGUCACAAGAUGUGUCAAAGAUGGUCCCAAAACCUCCAAUCAUGAUUGACCAGAUAGAUCCAUAUGCGGGUGUAGCAGGAAGGCAUUUUAAUGAGGUACUCAAACGUUAUGGAGCACCUGUCAUCAUCUUAAAUCUGGUCAAGAAAAAGGAAAAGAAGAGACAUGAGAGUAUACUCACAGAUGAGUACAAGAAAGCUGUCAAUUACCUCAACCAGUUCCUGCCUCCUGAACACGCCCUCAAGUACAUCAGUUUUGAUAUGGCUCACAUCAGUAAAAAUAAAGAUGUGCUACAGAGAAUGGUGAGCUUCGCAGGCAAGUGUGUGAAGCUAUGUGGACUGUUUGUACACAAAUCUAAGAAGGUUGGGGAGGAGUUCUGGCAGUCCAACAGUUUACGUGGACUACGAGGUGUGAAGACUGAGUAUGGCAGUAAGCAGACAGGUGUAGCACGUACCAACUGUGUUGAUUGUCUUGAUAGGACCAACACAGCACAGUUUGCCCUCGGCAAAUACGCCUUAGCUUAUCAGCUUUACAUUCUAGGAAUUUUAAAAGAACCGAAGUUAGAAUUUGAUACAGUAUGUACUAAAAUGUUAGAACAGUUGUACGAGGAUCAGGGAGACACUAUAGCAUUACAGUAUGGUGGCUCACAACUCGUCCAUCGUAUCGAGGGCUACCGUAAAACUGCUCCCUGGACAGCCCACUCCAAGGACAUAAUGAACACUAUUUCUCGGUACUACAGCAAUACAUUUGCAGAUCUUGAAAAACAGCAGGCCACCAAUGUUUUCCUGGGUGUAUUUGAGCCAGUGGAAGGAAAGCCAAACAUAUGGGAAUUACCAACAGAUUUCUACCUCCAUAAUAAGGAUUUCGGGGCCAAACUGACUCAGAUACGGAGGAGUUACUCACAGUGGUGGGAGGUGCCGGUUUACAGAAGCUUACCGUUGCCAUGGAAACAAGUGUCCAAACCACAGACGUCUGAGGUAGUAUGUGUGGACCAAGUUGAGGAGAAAGUGAACCUGUUUGAGGAGUACUACCGCACUACGGAACUGACCUUCUUCCAAGACAUCUUUACACAUUCUCUCUACCCAACAUUCUCCAAGGAUGUUAAGCCUCGGACAGCCAAGGUGGAGAGUCCCUUUACCAGGAGAGUUCAGCCUGAAAGGGAGAACACUGUCCAGGAAGUUAAUCCAAAUAUCAGUGGCAAGGAUUCUACCUCCUCAACCACCUCAACAGGAUCUGAGUCCAGUGAAAGUAGCUCAGAUGAGGUAGAGUUACUAUACAUUGAUAUCUCCAGCUCCCAGUCGGACUCAUCUGCCGACUGUGAGGGAUCACAGAACCUACAUAAGAAGAAAGAUCUGGAGACAAAAAGUGACUACGGCAUUGAUCUCGGUGAACCACGCACUUACGACAUGAACAAGUAUAAAAGAUAUGUGAAUCUGGGUCGUGCUUGCUUGGGCAAUGCUGACCUGCUAGACACUCGAUAUUGGACCAGGGAUUGGACUCAUAGGUGUAACAGGGUCAUGGACAUAGGUGUUGCCAGUGUGUUCAAGCUUGGUAGUAGUUAUGAAGUGGAGCCCCCACCUGUCAACAAACAAGACCAGCUACUCUACCACAAAUAUGUCAUGUGUGGGGAAAAUGGUGCAACUAAUCCUUCAAAGGACCAAAUCAGAUUCUACAAACGUUAUAUCUCUAAGAACAUGAAAUGAGUUUUAACUUUCUUGGCUCUUUAGCAAUUACACUUGUUCUCCAAGAGUGUUUAAUUCAUGCCUAGUAACUCUGGUCAGCCCAUCUGAUAUCAGAGAGUCAUCCCCCUACUGAAGGCUUAUCACAGGGUAAAUUUAAUGAAUACAGUACUGUAUAGGCAUAAAUGAAGACAUUUUUAAUUAUUUGGUUCUGCACUCCAGGAUUUCAUUUUUUUUGAUGUUUUCUUUUUUUUUGUUUUUGUUUUUUUUUUUAUUUUUGUACUAUAAAAUUUCAAAUUUCAUGCAGGUAUUUUAAAAUUAAUAAUGAGCCUUAUGAUUAAUUCAUCUAAUGGACAUUUAUAACAUUUUAAAACUGGCAUGUAAAUGUAUAAAUUUAAGAAUAUUACACAUAAAGAUGAACUACUGUGUGAAAAUCUUACACAGUUUAUACUUAUGUUUCAUGUUAUAUACGAUUUUUUAUAGUAAAGACAUAUGUUAUCUAUUAUAAUUAAGGACACAUGUGAUCCAUUACAACAGUUUAAAGACAUAUUCUACCUAUAACUGUUAAGGGCUAUCCCAGUAAAAUAUCAACCCAACAGGUACUCUAACUUACAACAGAAGAGGCAGCUGGUUGGCCGAUUUAUUAGCUGAUGUUAUUGUGCUGAUCGCUAACUCUUAUUUCCUAGGCAUUAUUUCUUUGAUGCUUGGAAAGAAAGAAUUGAUUUAAUCUGACAAAUAUGUGAACUUACAGUAUAUGCAUUAAUGAUCCCAUUUGAAUGCUCCGAUCAGUAUAAGAUAGCAUCAAAAUGAUUAUCAAACUCAAACUCCCAUGGCAGGGUUGACCAAGCUUUCAUACAUGUACAAAAGCAAUUCUGUUUUAUUUCCUUUGUGGAUAUGUACAUUCCGUUUUUAUAUUUUUGUAGCUCUUCAGUGAAGUGUGUUAAAGUUCCGUCAUCUUUACGUUGGAAGAGGAAAAAAUGAUUAUUUAUCCAUUUUUUCGUGGAAGAAUUUAUAUUUUGUCUUUGAUUGGUGGCAAGGACUGAUUCCUUUGAUUAAUACUUUGAUCUUUUAACCCUUUUUAUGCAAAAACUUAUUGAAAUCCAAACUUUGAAAAUGUGACAGCCAGCAUAAGGUAAAUCACCAGAAGAAAGUUAGAGGUCACACAGCUCCUAUCAUAAAUUUCUCACUUUGUCAUUCUUAUUAUUGUUGGAGUAUCCGCUGUGAGGACUUCAUGUUUGUCUAUCAGGGACAACCCAUAGAAGUGAUUUAAUUCAAACACUGUCAUUUUAGUAAGCAUGUUUUGUCUUCAGUAUCCACCAUGUACACAGGCGCUUGCAUAGAAAAUGAGAAUUAAGAAAAAAUGAUAUCAGUGGUAUGUGUAAAAGUGUUGUGCUUUACAGAGUACAUAUACCACUGUCAUAUAGAAAAAAAAAAUGAAAAUCACAUUUUCUAUGCAAGCGCCUGUGACCAUGCAUAGAAUUUCUUUUCUUUGAGUCCAUCCUUAUGGUAUAUUAAAUUUCACUGGAAUAGCCCUAAGGACAUGUGCUACCUCUAACUGUUAAGUAUGUAUGCUACCUAUUAUAAACUGGUAUACAAUUUUUGGAAAAAAGUCAUCCGAGAACAUCAUAUCAAUAUAUAAACAAUAUAGGUUAGGAUACACAACUAUCCAUCGGCAUAUAUAUCAACUUUCAUUAUGCAGCUUUUUGUGCUUUCACUUAACAAUUCCAUCAGCCACUUAGACAACUUAAGAACAGCCAUGACUUGACCUCUCAGGAACAUAUCCAGGCUGAACAGGCUGAAGAUUUCCCUCUUAUAAUUUAGACAGCAGUUAUUCUGUUAAAUUAAUGGAAUAUUACUGUUAUAUCAACAUGAAAAAUGGAAAGAUUGCAUUUCUAAUUAACUUAAGAAAGAAAUCAAUGAAUAUUAACUCCUUGAACCAGUGAUGUCACAUCUCAUCCAGUCAUGACUGGUGAGUUGUGUGUUGUACUGUAUGUUAUAUACCAACAUAAUUACAAUUUGAUUUGGAGCCAAGAUAUGAACAUUUCAUCUGCUAUCAUGUGAGGGUCACAAUCAUUCAUUUAUUUACCACCGAAACAUUAUAUGGAUAAAUAUUUGAAGUCUAAACACAAUUUAAGACUUGUUGUAGAUUUUCUGUGAGACAAUCUCUUGCAAAAGAUAAUCUUUUCACACUUAUGGAUUGCCCCUUAACAGUAAUUCUUUGGAGAUUUUUGGUUUUAUCAAUACUUUCAUUCAAUCAUUUUAUUUCAUAAAAAUACUAUUAUAACCCUGUGUCCUGCAAUCAGCUAUAUGAGACCAAAAUUUUGCAUUUUUGCCAAAACUCCAGUAGAUUUAAGGAGUAUGCCUUGGUGAUUUUGUUGAAGUGUUUUCAGUUUUGUCUUUAUGUGUUAGGAGACAGUUUACAGGGAUCUGUGCAAUAAAAUCUCUUAAAACAUAAUGGAAGAUU